Molecule: messenger RNA, 1643 nt
Organism: Fusarium odoratissimum NRRL 54006
Lineage: Eukaryota; Fungi; Ascomycota; Sordariomycetes; Hypocreales; Nectriaceae
Exons: 2
Coding region: 217-897 (226 amino acids)
Biological process (GO): maturation of SSU-rRNA from tricistronic rRNA transcript (SSU-rRNA, 5.8S rRNA, LSU-rRNA)
Cellular component (GO): nucleus
Source: RefSeq, a predicted model, not a curated record
AAACUUGGUCGAACCAGAAAAUAUCGGUAAUACUAAGACCCUGCCAAUUCGUAUAUUGUAUUCAUUACAUUUCUUGUUAGAUAAUGCACUUGAUGUUAUUACCAGGGACAAGACAAAAUUAGGUCUCUCCCUGAUGAUCAAGGGAUAGGCAGGAUUGAAUAUGUGGGCCGCUUCUCUGGGUCGCAGGGGUCUAAUCGAUAAAACACCAAAAUUUUUAUGCAGAGCCAUCUUCUUCAAAUUGCCCCUCCAAACCCCGCCAAAGCUAUCACCACAAUCAUGGCCUCUACAGAACCUGCACAGAUGCCUCCGGCGGCUGAACGCCAAUCCGAGUUCGAGCAAGCCGUCGCAUACGCCCUUCACCUAUGGCCUGCCCUUACACUCUCAGUCCAGAACGGCUGGGGUGGUCCCGACUCUGCCGACAAGCGCGAUUGGUUUGCCGGUGCCGUUGCCGACCUCUUCCCAGAAUAUACCGAUACACCUCCCAAGAAUGGAAAGGUUCCCGAGGAUCCUGAUCUAGAAGAGGUUGAGACUGUCCUGCUCCAGAUCAUGGUUGACGAGUUCGAGGUCAACGUCGACGACGAUUCCGGCACAGAAGUUGCUGGAAACAUUCUCCGUGCUCGCGCGAGCUGCACUCUCGGAACCUUUGACGAGGUCAAGGCUCUGCGCACACGCUGGUUGAACCGCAAGGGGACAAAGGUUGAGGGUAUCUUCAAGAAGGCUGAGGAUGCCGACCAGGACACAGACUGGGAGAGCGAUGAAGACGAUUCAGAGGAUGACGAGGGUGGCGCUGAUGUCGAGAUGGAUGAGGCCCCCCCUCUGGUUGCGGUUCCUAAGGAGAAGCCCCAGCCUCAGGUCGACGAGGAUGGCUUCACGAUGGUCACCAAGAAGAAGAAAUAAACGCAACAAAGACAUAAAAACAAAAUGGGGGAGCAAUGGAACAUCAAAAACGAGUUUCUGGCAUUGGUACCCACAAGUUACAGGCUCUGGUUCUUUCAACAUGCCACAAUGGUUUCACUAAUUCCGAACGCCAAACUGGACAGCGACAAUCCUAUCCUCUGAAACAUAUACUGGGAUUUCCAACGUCUAUUCCCAGUCCUCAUCGCUAUCUGAGUCGUCUUCGUCACUAUCAUCUUCCUCAUCACUGCUCUCCUCCUUCUUCUUGGCGUCCUUAGGAUCCUUGGGGCUAUUGGGAGUCUGUGUUGUCUUGCCAGAUGCUGCACCGACAACAUCGUAGCUAGCCUCACUAUCCGCUUGUGACUUCUCGUCAUUUGACUUGCGGGGCUCAGUUGGCUUCAAGAGGGUUUUUGCAGGUUGGGUAGUGGUGACAGUGGUGGCAGUAGUGGCAGUGGUUGAGGGGGUAGCAGGGGUAGUCUUGGGCUCGUCCUUGGGUUCAACCUUGGUCUCAACCUUAGUCUUAGCCGCGGGUGUACUAGUAUCAUCGGAAGCGUCAGAGUCAUCCUCGUCGGAAUCAUCAUCACUCCAAGCAACAUCAUCCUCAGCGGAGGCAGCUGUCGGUUGUUAGCAAGGCACUGUUGAAAAGCCAAUUGACUCACCCUUAAGAAGAUCUCGUCGUCUAGCCUCAGCUGUCUCAAUACCAUGACGAAGAAAAUAGUAGCGCUUCCAGAAGUCAACGUAGGGAACCU